Messenger RNA from Archocentrus centrarchus (flier cichlid), 3316 nucleotides. It is a transcript of the gene rel, whose product is annotated as v-rel avian reticuloendotheliosis viral oncogene homolog. The record is from RefSeq and is a predicted model, not a curated record. Gene Ontology annotation, molecular function: RNA polymerase II cis-regulatory region sequence-specific DNA binding; DNA-binding transcription factor activity, RNA polymerase II-specific. Gene Ontology annotation, biological process: non-canonical NF-kappaB signal transduction; positive regulation of transcription by RNA polymerase II; canonical NF-kappaB signal transduction. The transcript has 11 exons. Gene Ontology annotation, cellular component: nucleus; cytoplasm. The coding region runs from base 62 to 1960 and encodes 632 amino acids. NCBI's taxonomy places the organism in Eukaryota, Metazoa, Chordata, Actinopteri, Cichliformes, Cichlidae.
UUCCAGGUUCUCCGAGGGACAGCAACAGGGGUCCUGCCGAGAGUGAGCCAGUGUUUGCAUCAUGAACGUUCUUAUGCCCGCCAUGCUAGGGGACGACACACGCCUCAUGGCUGAGCCGGCAAUCCAGAUCUUCGAGCAGCCCAAGCAAAGGGGAAUGCGCUUCAGGUACAAGUGUGAGGGUCGCUCAGCCGGAAGCAUUCCCGGAGAGAAGAGCUCCGACAACAACCGGACAUACCCCAGUCUGCAGAUCCUGAAUUUCUCCGGUAAGGGGAAGGUGCGCGUUUACCUGGUGACGAAGAACGAGCCGUACCGACCGCAUCCGCACGACCUGGUGGGGAAGGACUGCAAAGAUGGAUUCUACGAGGCCGAGUUUGGCCCCGAACGCAGAGUGAUCGCUUUCCAGAAUUUGGGUAUCCAGUGCGUGAGGAGGAGAGAGGUGAAAGAUGCAAUCAUACAGAGGAUCACCAGAGGGAUCAACCCCUUCAAUGUGCCACGGGAGCAGCUGCUGCAGACAGAGGAGUACGACCUGAACGUGGUCCGCCUGUGCAUCCAGGUUUUCCUGCAGGACGAGAACGGCCACUACACCCGAGCGCUCAACCCCAUCGUCACCAACCCCAUCUACGACAACAGGGCCCCAAACACAGCAGAGCUGAGGAUCUGUCGGGUCAACAGGAACAGCGGAAGUGUCAAAGGAGGCGACGAGAUCUUCCUACUGUGUGACAAAGUACAAAAAGAUGACAUCGAGGUGCGAUUCUUCUCCUCUGAUGGCUGGGAGGCCAAAGGCUCCUUUUCUCAGGCAGACGUUCAUCGACAAGUUGCCAUUGUGUUCAAGACCCCACCCUUCCACAUGACCUCCACAACAGACUCGGUGACCGUGCACAUGCAGCUGCGCCGGCCCUCAGAUCAGGAAGUCAGUGAACCGAUGGAUUUUCGAUAUCUGCCCGAUGACAAAGAUCCUUAUGGAUACAAUGAGAAAAAGCGCAGAAGAGAGCACUUGAUGAAGAUAUCAGGAUUGUCAGGUGGUUCUUUUAGCGGUCUGACUAUGAAUAGGCCCAAGGCGGUGCCACAGAGCACCAUGAGUCACAUGAAAAGAGACCUGGGCAACGCGUACCCAAGGCAGAACGCAUCUACGAUGCAACAACAACCUUCUAUGUUCAACCAACCUUACCAACAAGGUCCUCAGAAUGUAAUGAUGACAUCACAGGCUUCAAAUUUACAAAUACGCCAUUCAUGGGCAAAUCCCAAUCCAAGACUCUCAAUGGACACAGUCACCGUAAACCAAGGUCCCAUCAGCAAUCUGUCACAUCCUAAUGUUAGCAGGCAACAGCAGUCAACCCGCGGAUACCAACACAGAAUGGACCACAGCAGUUGUGAGAAUAAUGCCCUCCCUCAGCUCUCCAUUCGGGACCUCCAGUGCUUGGAUACAGGUUCUCAAGUCCCUGUAAUGAGAGAAUCAGAACCGCUCUUCCACCAGCAGAAUCAAAGGGAGGAGCUCAUCUCAGAGACUCAGACCCAAGCGCAGAACCAUCUGGGCAGCCAGAACCAAGGUAUUCAGUCUGUGUGGCCCAAUUUUACUACCAUUGGUACAGCCCAGAACCCCUUUAACGGACCUGGAGGUGGAGGAGGAUCACAGGGACUAGGGUCGUUCCCUUUCCUAGAGGGAAUAGACGGGGAUGAUUUUCUGAAGAACAUGGUGGGAGGAUCUCAGCCCACCUUCCAGUUGAAGCAAGAGCCCCAGAUCACAAUGGGGCAAGAGAGCCAUACUCCUCUCAUGCAGUCCCCAAGGGAGAGCCAAGGGAAUACUUACACCAACCUGCUACCCCGUGCUAUAAGCAAUGGCACCAACAGAGAUCCAAUGCGACAAGACGGUAAAAAUCCACAUAAUCCUUACGCAAACAACGGCAUGGCCCCGGAAACCCACUUUCCAACUUUGGAGGACUGGAUGAAUCAAAAUGACUGAAAUUUGUGCCAUUCUUGUUUUAAAGAAAUAAGCAGUAGCAGCUCAAAGCAGAGCAUGGGUGUUGUUUAGUUUCUUUACUCACACUGGCCCUAAAAGGCUCAGUAGGUAUUUGCUUGGGUUAUUACCUCAGUGGGUACAAGACCAAAUUGGUUGACAGCUUGUUAUAUCCCAAGCCAAGCAGUCAGCCUAAGGCAUUGUUUCACAGAUACAACUGGUUACUGACCAGUUGUUGAGCAAAAGUGCUCCCUACCAACGUGGUACCAACUGUAGGUUGAUCUUUACUCCCAAUUAGUCAUCAGCAAAGGCAUCAGGUAAAUUUACUUUCUUGAAAAAUUUUAGACAAGCUAUUCCUAGUUCUUGUCUUAUUUUUUGUUGAUGAUGCAUUGUUUCAUAAUUGUGUGUGAUUCUGAAAGGUUCAUCCCCAACCUUUGACCUCUUAUUUGUUGCGGUUGGUCCAAACAAUUGUUGAUUUGUUGUGGUUCGACUUCCAGCUGCUGGCGUGCGCCAUGCUAGUCAGUAGAAGUGAGCUAAUGUGGAUUCAUCUGGAGGGGCGGUACGGUCUUUAAGUGGAUGCGCCGUGGUUUUCACCCACAAGAAAAACAAACAAACAAGCAAUGACUUCCAAGAAAAGUUAUAUCUUUGAAGAACUGAAUGUAUUUCUUUCUUUCUUGGAAUUUUUUUAGGUAAAUUUGAUGUUAGUGCCAAUAUACUGUAUAUUAAAUGAUUUGUUAGGGGGGUUGUUUGAUCUUGAGAAAAUAAAUUGAUUUUUUUUCUUGUAAUGCCAGAAUCAAUUGCUUAUUGUCACUGGUUUACUGUUUGUCUCUUUGUAAAGUUUUCAUACAUGUAUCAGUUAUAGUACAGUACUUUUUUUGGUGAUUUUUCUUCUUUUGUACCAAAGCAUUUGCUGUUAAGUGCACUCUGUACAUACAUGUUAGCCAUAGUUGAGAGUGACAGCAAUAACAAUGCCGAAACAGUCAAGAACUGGCAAGGUACUGAAAUUCCCAUUGAGGAAGUGGGAGGAAGCACAUUCAGCAGUGUCUUUCCUCCGUAAUGACUAUGUCAUACCAGAGCUUGCAUGUGUUAUCCAGAGUUCUCAGAGCAUUUCUAACAGAGGAUUUAUAGAUAAAGAUGUCAGGUUUAUUGUUUUAUGCAUUCAGGCGAUGCUCUUAGGGAUACAAAAGUGUGUUGUUAAAGGAUUGAUAGCACAAAGUUGAUGUAAGACAAAUACUGGCUCUUGCCAGGCAGCUUUUUUUGGUCUUAAAUGUAAAUGUAUAUUUUGAUGACUACUUUUUAAAAUUUGUUGUUUAUUUGUUUUUGUUUUCUAUAAGAUCAGUUCUUAAUAAACAGUCAUUUCUA